AUGGGCAUCAAAGACUUGGCUGUAAGCUAUGUGCUUUUUUCGGCCCUUCAUCUGUGCUGCUUCGCGCUCGCCCUGACCACAUGUGGUCUAUACGGCACCGACCUCCAUCGCGCCAACCAACAACACAAAUACUCAGACUCGAAAUGGGUCUACGCCGUGGUCGUCGGUAGUAUCUCAGCGGUCACAUGUGUUGUCUACUUUGUCCCCUUCAUCCUACGUAUCGCGGGAGUUGUCGUUGCGAUAUGGGACUUUAUCCUCUUCAUCCUCUGGAUCGCCCUCUUUGGCGUCUUUGGAAAGAUGUACAUCAAUGAGGAUGCCGAGGGCGAUAGCGAUGUCCAGCGCAUGAAGAACGCUGUGUGGGUUGACUUGACCAGCGCCCUACUGUGGUUCAUUGCGACUCUGGCCGCCCUUGGAUAUUGGUGGAAGCACCGCAACACGCGAUCGCGCUUUACUGGUCGUGCCCACGUUUGA
Messenger RNA from Fusarium keratoplasticum, 471 nucleotides. RefSeq lists its product as uncharacterized. The record is from RefSeq and is a predicted model, not a curated record. NCBI's taxonomy places the organism in Eukaryota, Fungi, Ascomycota, Sordariomycetes, Hypocreales, Nectriaceae. The coding region runs from base 1 to 471 and encodes 156 amino acids. The transcript has 3 exons.